Musca vetustissima is the source of this 513-nucleotide messenger RNA. Its product is annotated as cysteine-rich hydrophobic domain-containing protein 2. NCBI's taxonomy places the organism in Eukaryota, Metazoa, Arthropoda, Insecta, Diptera, Muscidae. Bases 13 to 513 code for a protein of 166 amino acids. The record is from RefSeq and is a predicted model, not a curated record. The transcript is spliced from 3 exons.
AAGAAUAUUCCAAUGUCAAUGGCGGACUUUGAUGCAAUAUAUGAGGAGGAUCAAUUAGAGGAGCACUAUGAAGAUCAAACAGUGGCACCAGUACCAGAUCCUAUUAUUAUACGGGGUGCUGGUAAUAUGACAGUAUUCGGUUUGAGCAAUCGAUUUAAUACGGAAUUUCCCUCUGGCCUGGUGUCACGAGUAGCACCUGAAGAAUUCAAAGCCACAAUUGGUCGAAUAAAUAGUAUUCUAAAGAAAACCUUACCUGUCAAUGUUAAGUGGUUAUUUUGUGGAUGUGUUUGUUGUUGUUGUACACUAGGCUGUUCACUGUGGCCGGUGAUAUGUCUCAGUAAACGAACCCAAAUAACAUUGGAUAAAUUACUCGAGUGGGAGAAUAGUCAUUUAUAUCAUAAACUCGGUCUUCAUUGGCGAUUGCACAAACAACAAUGUGAUUCAAAUUCAAUGAUGGAAUAUGUUAUUUCAAUUGAAUUUAUACCGAAAACACCAAUUUAUCGGCCGGACUAA